Cynara cardunculus var. scolymus (artichoke) is the source of this 1100-nucleotide messenger RNA. RefSeq lists its product as uncharacterized. NCBI's taxonomy places the organism in Eukaryota, Viridiplantae, Streptophyta, Magnoliopsida, Asterales, Asteraceae. The record is from RefSeq and is a predicted model, not a curated record. The transcript has a single exon. The coding region runs from base 274 to 1083 and encodes 269 amino acids.
AAAAUGAGACAAAAAACAGUCGACAGAAAAUAACAAAAAGAAGCAAAUCAUCCAAACCCAAUAAUCCAAUCCUGCAAUUUUCUUCACCACAUAAUUGAAUUCCUGUAUCUACUUCAUCUGAAUUCUUGUCCAUUUGUCCCUCCAAUUCAUCUUCUACACCAUUUCAGAUCCGUUUUCAAUCGUCUUUCACUUGAUUCGUGAUUUCUUAAAGAGAUUGCAAAAAUUCCGGUGAAUUCUCAUCGGCAUUUUCGAUUUUUUUGAGGCGUUUUUGGGAUGGAAGGCGGGGUUGUUGGUGUUGGUGGUGGUAGGAGCCGGCGUUACGAGUUCGGUGGAGAAACGAACGCGCAACCAGGUGGUUUAACACUAGGUGGAAUACUUUCGAUCAAACAGACGCCGCCGUACCGAAUCCAAGAUCGGACUCUACUGGAUCUUAUCCGUGAUGAUCAAACUUGUGGAAAGGAAUCGAAGAAGACAUGGAAGAUGUUUAGGGAGAAACUUCGGCUAAAACUCUCCGGUUUCGUCUGUACAACUACUCUUCCGACUCUCGCCUCACAUGUCGUCAUUACCACCACCGACAGCAACCGUGUGACGACACGACAUGGUUCAACACAGCAGAACUCGACCGAUGAGUCAAGGCGGUUGAACUCACCACCGGUGCAUAACACUAGUAGCGAUAGAAUCAUCGAAACGCAAACAUUCAGUGUACAAAACGAACCUCCAGUGGAGGAAAUCGAGCAAACAACGACGGAGGAAGAACGAGGCGGCGGCCGAGAGGGAGAACCAGCGGCCGCAAGGAUGUCGUUGAUGUCGUUACUGGAAGUCGAUGGAUCUGCUUAUUUGGACGAUGAUGAAGAAGAAGUGGAGGAGGAGGAGGAGGCCGCGGUGGUGGAAGAAGGCCGCGGUGGUGGCGGAGGAGGGUACAAGUACAAUAACUGCUGCGUGUGCAUGGUAAGACAUAAGGGCGCAGCAUUUAUCCCCUGUGGACACACUUUCUGCAGACUAUGCUCAAGAGAGCUUUUCGUUCAAAGGGCUAGUUGUCCAUUGUGUAAUCAUUUCAUCUCGGAAAUUCUUGAUAUUUUUUAGUUUUUUUUUAUAAGUAA